Messenger RNA from Vitrella brassicaformis, 1822 nucleotides. The record is from the annotation of a GenBank genome assembly. NCBI's taxonomy places the organism in Eukaryota, Vitrellaceae.
GUCCACUACGACAACCAUGUACCGCUUCUUCCUGGUCUGGUGUCUGGUCUUUCUCUCGACAAGCCCCAUCCUUCUGCUGCUCUUCCAGCAGCGGGUGGCCUACCAAAGACGCCUCCUCAGAUCGCACUACCCAGAAAGCGACACCCACGACUCCGACACGUGUGAUGUGGACGCGACGCUGGAGUCCUUCCGGCAGUUCUACCUUCGGCCGCUCGUCUCCCUAGACCCGGACGACCCCCAGACCUACCAUUGCGUGGCGGACACCGAAGGGGACGAUUCGCUUCCUCCCGCAGAACAGUUCGCUCUGGACUCGUGUGGCGGGUGCGACAGGCAGCCGAGCCUGGCGCUGAUGUUCCUUACGCGAGAAGGGCUGGAGGAGCUCGAACCUCUCUGGCUGGAAUGGCUCUCUAUGACGUCUUGUCCGCAGUGCUUCAGGGGCUACAUUCACCGCAGCUGGUCGGACGUGCAGACCAGCCGGCCGUCGCAUCCCUUCUUUGAGGAGGUCCCGAGGAUCAGGGGUAUCCGGCGGGGCCGUCUGCUGCCCGCCGAGAAUGCGCUGGUCAAGGCAGCUUUGCGUCAGCCGUGCAACCAGAUGAUGAUCUUCCUGUCCCCGUCGCACAUCCCCCUGACCCACCCCGAUGUCGUGUACGACAUUCUAUUCGACGACGCGCUCGAGGAAGACGGCACUCUGCCCAGCAGCCGAUUCUGGUCAGUCAGUCACAGUGGGACGUGUGACGUGUGUCUUGAUGUGUGUGCCGAUGUGUGGGUGUGGGUGUCUUGUUGUGGGUGGGGGAUCGAUCAGCUAUGCAGGCAAAGGGGAAGAGAGAGAGGACGACCGCAUUGAGAGCAGAGAUUAUGAGGGGGCAGACAACAGCACCUUAUCCUGCGGACAGGAAGACGACAACACCAUUGGACACGGUCAUGUCACCACACACAGCUCUGAGGGAGGGAGAAUGGCCAUUGGCACCAGUCAUCACUCCCUCCCUCCCUCCCUCUCUCUGUGGCGGUGGGUGCGGUGUGUGCAGACGUGAAGCACCACCAGUGGCGUGCCUACAACCGCUACCACGCCAUGAUCGUUGCCGCCCAGGGCCUCGUGUACCCCUACGCCCGCAACCUGAGCAUCUACCACUACCUGCCCGAGAAGGCCGCCAGCGACGAGUGGUACCCACACCACGUCCUCAGACGGGCACUCGGCAAUGAAGCCAUCUGGGAACAGGUAUUAUGGACACACACACGUGCGCUGGGCAGGUGAGCUGUCAUUUCCCUCUCUGUGUGUUCAGGUCAAUGGCGGUCUGACUGAUUGGACGGGGCAGACCGACCCGCACCUCAAGGCCAUGUACUGCGACACGCUCACAUGCUGGAACCAGACGGACGGCUGUGGUCUGGGUGAGGGCGGCAAGUGCAGCCGCACCGGCCCUGUGUGCUUCGACACGCUCAACCACACCCGGCUGGCCGAGCUGAUUGCGGCCCCCCCGCCCCUGUUUCUGCGCAAGGUCACGGCCAACACGGGGGUGGUGGACGACAAGACGGGCCAUCUGAUGGGGCGGGUGGCCGACAUGGUCGUCGAUAUGAUCAGAAGCCAACACGACAAGGCUGUUGGGCUAGAGAGUAGAGAGCAGAUGGAGGGUGGGGCACCAGUGGAAGAGUAGCUAGCGUGUGUGUGGAUCAGAUCGGGCGGUCUAUCGGUUAGUUAUGUGUGUGUGUACUUGUCAGCCAUUUGUGGCGCUGUGUACCUUCUGCUCUGCGUACUUGUACUUCUUUGGGUCUGUAGCUUUCUGUGUCACUCACUUUUUCUGUUCCUCUCUCUCUCUGUGUCUGUGCG